Ruditapes philippinarum (Manila clam) is the source of this 1352-nucleotide messenger RNA. RefSeq lists its product as uncharacterized. The record is from RefSeq and is a predicted model, not a curated record. Gene Ontology annotation, molecular function: calcium ion binding. The transcript is spliced from 10 exons. Lineage: Eukaryota; Metazoa; Mollusca; Bivalvia; Venerida; Veneridae. Gene Ontology annotation, cellular component: membrane. The coding region runs from base 60 to 1163 and encodes 367 amino acids.
CCGUUACAUGCUUUCACAGGAUGUGAUAACCAAAACGAGGUUGUCAAAAAGUUUCGAAAAUGGCGACCGAUAUGAAGUUAAUAUUUUUGGUCGUUCAAGGGAUUGUGCUAGUUUCUUCAGCAUCUUACGAUCCUUUAAAGAUAAAUCAGCCGAGUAUAUCCCUCAUUACAGAGCUGAAUGGAUACAUUGGACUCACGUCAGGUGAUGGCGGUGACGUACACGUUAACCCCGGCAGCAGUGGAUCCGUAUAUCUAGACGGGGAGGACCUUCUUUAUAUUAUUCAGAUGAUCGAAAGUCAGCCUCCAGUAUGGGAAGGUCGUUAUGGGCCCGUAUCUGAUAUAACGCCCUAUGGAUACCUAGGGGAGUACAAGGCCGGGCAAAGAGUUUAUGAGCAACUCAAAGCUGUGGAUCCAGAGGGAAUGUCAAUCACGUACAUGAAAGUAGCCGGGGAUUUCCCACCAGGCGUAUCCCUUGACCAAAAUACCGGAAAUAUCACGGGAAUUAUUCCUGACGCCGACGCAACUUACACAUUUACGAUUAGAGCUACCGAUGCGCAUGGGAAAUUUGCCGACAAUAAAUUCAAAAUGGUCGUACACGGUUACAAUAGAUGUUCAGCAAACCCCUGUAAACAUGAGGGACUAUGUACAGACAUGAUGGAUUCUUUCUCAUGUGAUUGCGUCAGACCGUAUGGAGGGAUUACCUGUAAUUUAGACUGUAGAAGUAAUCCUCUUGGCAUACAGCAAGGCCUAAAGUAUGUGACAGAUGCCCAGAUGACUGGUUACAAUAUGUUAACAUCCAGCUCGGCCUCAUCAGGAAGAUUAAACGCCGGAAUUGGAUUCCGUGGAAUUGACGAGCAGUCUUACCUGCAAAUUGAUUUCGGAAAUACAACUGAUAUCUACAGAGUAGACACGGAUUAUUACAGCAGUUCCUACUAUACUCAAUAUUUCUACCUACAAUACAGCAUUGAUGGCAAUAACUUUUACAACUACACCGACUAUACCGGCACAACACAGAGGCUACGUGGAGCCACAUCAAGCAGCAGAUAUUCGCAGACGCUACCUAGUGUUCUAACAGCGAGAUAUGUGCGGAUGUUUCCGUUGCAAUGGAAUAGAAGUUACAGGCCGUAUUUCCAUGUCGAGAUGUAUGGUUGCUAUAGCUACUAAAAAUAACUGAAGUGGAAUAAUAUCGGAUCUCGAAAAAAGCAAGAAGAACACUUUGGAGAUAAAGAACAAUUUGUUUUGACCAUAAUCUACCAUUAAACAACAAAUAACAGUUGAUUUAUUUAUAACAUGUCAUAUUAUACCAAUUAGAAAAAAGAAUGUGUAUAAAAUAAAUCAUGUUAUAAAAUUUAA